Messenger RNA from Empidonax traillii (willow flycatcher), 2102 nucleotides. RefSeq names its product frizzled related protein (gene FRZB). Gene Ontology annotation, molecular function: Wnt-protein binding. NCBI's taxonomy places the organism in Eukaryota, Metazoa, Chordata, Aves, Passeriformes, Tyrannidae. The record is from RefSeq and is a predicted model, not a curated record. The transcript is spliced from 7 exons. Gene Ontology annotation, cellular component: cytoplasm. The coding region runs from base 184 to 1134 and encodes 316 amino acids. Gene Ontology annotation, biological process: non-canonical Wnt signaling pathway; canonical Wnt signaling pathway.
UCUUCUCGGCGAGCAGAGCCGUCCCUCCCCUGCCCGGGGCUCUCCUUUGUUCGGGGCCGGGCUGCGGGGCGGAGAGGCGGGACCCGGGGGGGCAGCGCGGAGGGGCCGGGCCGGGCCUGGCGGAGCCGCCCCCGCGCCGCGCUGUGCCCGCUCGGCCCCUCGGUCACCGUCGGGGCGGCCGGCAUGUGGCGGGGGCUGCCGCUGUUGGCCCUGGCCGGGCUGCUGGUGCUGGGGCGGGCGCCGCCGGGGCGGGGGGCGGCCUGCGAGCCCGUGCGCAUCCCGCUGUGCAAGCCGCUGCCCUGGAACAUGACCAAGAUGCCGAACCACCUGCACCACAGCACGCAGGCCAACGCCGUGCUGGCCAUGGAGCAGUUCGAGGGGCUGCUGGGCACCAACUGCAGCCCCGACCUGCUCUUCUUCCUCUGCGCCAUGUACGCGCCCAUCUGCACCAUCGACUUCCAGCACGAGCCCAUCAAGCCCUGCAAGUCCGUCUGCGAGCGCGCCCGCGCCGGCUGCGAGCCCGUCCUGGUGCGCUACAGCCACGCCUGGCCCGACAGCCUGGCCUGCGACGAGCUGCCGCUCUACGACCGCGGCGUCUGCAUCUCCCCCGAGGCCAUCGUCACCGCCGAGGGCGCGGAUUUCCCUAUGGAUUCCAAUAACGGCAACUGUCGAGGCGCCGGCAUCGCAGACCGCUGCAAGUGCAAGCCUGUCAAAGCCACCCAGAAGACCUACCUACGCAACAACUACAACUACGUCAUUCGGGCUAAAGUGAAGGAGGUGAAGACUAAAUGUCACGACGUCACUGUGGUAGUGGAAGUAAAGGAGAUCCUGAAAUCUUCCCUGGUGAACAUCCCAAAGGACACUGUAAACCUCCACACGAACUCUGGGUGCCUGUGCCCACCUCUCAGUGCCAAUGAAGAGUACAUCAUUAUGGGCUACGAGGACGAGGAGCGCUCCAGGUUACUCCUGGUGGAAGGCUCCAUAGCUGAGAAGUGGAAGGAUCGUCUCGGUAAAAAAGUGAAGCGCUGGGAUCAGAAACUCCGCCACCUUGGGAAGGGGAAGGCAGAGCCCGGACACAGUGACUCGGCCCCGAAGCCCGGCAGAGCCAGCAGUGCCCGGCAAACACGCAGUUAGACGGGGGGUGCUGGACGGUGACACGCAGGGGACUCUCUUCCAAGACUUCACUGCUGGAGCAGCAAGGAGAAAUUGCACUAUUGCACGUUAUAUUCUAUUGUUUACUGCAAAAUAAUGUUUUAGCUUAUAUUAGUUUUUAUUCUCCCUCUUGUUUUCUGCCUUUUUUUUUUUUUUUUUUUUUUUUUUGGAUGUGUGAAAGCUCUGGAAAUAUUUUUUUUUUCUGUUACUAAGGACUUUAGAAAACUGCCCUUAUGAGAUGGAGAAAGACAAGGACAUGUUACAUUUAGCUUUUUAUCUCCUAAAUCCUUCUUAGGGAGAAAAUUCUGAUGCAAGGAAUGAGAUCUGGCAAAGACCAUCGCUCAAGUCAUGACUCACACUGGCUUCCCCCACUCACCCUUUCCUGGUCACUGUUUGCUGAAACUUACUGUGUUGGGGGUAGGUUGUUAUCUGGUUUUAAGGGCAUAAUUUUUUAUUCUGAAACAUAAUUCUGAAAUAUAUAAACAAACUGUGUUAAGAGAACUGUUUUAAUCAGUACAACUUUGUUAAGUUUUCUUCUAAAUAAACCACUGUGUAAGCCAAAGUCUAACUUAAAAUAUUUCCUGCAACAAACACGGUGUGCAUGGACACAGGGGACCUGGGUUUUCCCGUGCUCUGGAACUUGCAGGAAAGGUUGACUAGUUCUGUGACCAUAAUUUAUAAUAUGCUUCUUGUCUUAUAAUGGCAGUUUUUUCCCCCUUUUGUUUUCUCAGCUGUAGGAGUAGACAGAGUUACCAGGCCUGGUUCUCAUGCAGGUCUGCACUUUAUCAGUUUGAUUUUGUUGGUGUUAUUCUUAAAUCCCUGCCUACAUAAACAAGUGUUCAAUGCUCAGUAACAUAUGUCCAAUAAAAGAAUUGAAGUUGCCAACACAGAUCUUACCUGACGUCUGAACCAACAUCAUAAUUUUUAUAUUGCUCUUGAAAAUAUAAAAA